AUGUCACUACAAGUUAGAGUAAAGUUUCCAGCAGACUAUCCUGUCAUUUAUAAAACCAUUCGAUUGGAUCCUUCAUUGACGGUGCUAGAGGCAAUUGCAGCCAUUGGUCAAGCCAUCAAUGUCAAUCCAGCAGCAGAUAUUGGAUUGUUUUUACCAGAAGACAAAGCAUGUUUACAAGAUACUCGACAACUAUCAUCUUAUACUCAAAUUACACAAGCACAAUAUAUAGAAUUAAAAUCAAAGAAACAAAAGAAAGAUUCUUGUUGUACAAUCAUGUAA
Molecule: messenger RNA, 279 nt
Organism: Cavenderia fasciculata
Lineage: Eukaryota; Evosea; Eumycetozoa; Acytosteliales; Cavenderiaceae
Exons: 2
Coding region: 1-279 (92 amino acids)
Source: RefSeq, a predicted model, not a curated record